Lottia gigantea (owl limpet) is the source of this 1806-nucleotide messenger RNA. RefSeq lists its product as hypothetical. NCBI's taxonomy places the organism in Eukaryota, Metazoa, Mollusca, Gastropoda, Lottiidae. The transcript has 5 exons. The coding region runs from base 1 to 1806 and encodes 601 amino acids. The record is from RefSeq and is a predicted model, not a curated record.
AUGGCGAACAAGUUUGGAUUAGGUUCUUUAUCUUUAGAAACCAAAAAACCUAACACUACAGCAUGGAUAAAUAAAGCAAAACCUUACUUUGUGGAUCAAAUCGGAGACACUCUGCAAGGUGAUUUAGAUAUGAACAAUUUCAAAGUAACUAAUUUAAAGUCUCCUGAAAAUGAUAAUGACACUGUUCACAAGAAAUAUUUACGGGAUCAAAUAAAUUCAAUGGAAGUAAAUAACCAUUUAGAAGAUAAAAUAAGUAAUGUGAAAAGAUUCUUCAAACGCCAACUAAAUAAUAAAAAUUUUAUUAAUGAAACUAAACUACAGCAGGUAAAAGUUGAUUCAAUAUUCUUCGGACAAGGAUUUCGAUCAUCUAAUAAAUUCAACGCUCGUAAAGUUUAUCAAAGUUUUUCACUCGAACAUUCCUCUUCAACUGAUUUAUUUACCUCAAUCGAUAUUCAUAAAAGUCAACAAGAUAAAGAAUUUAUAAUAUUUUCAUCAAUAAUUGAACGUAAUGGUAGAUUAGAAGUUGGAGGUUUUACAUCAAAACAGAAAUCUCAUUAUAAAAAGAAAACAGAAAUUUUAAAUACAUAUCUUAAUAAAUUAUUCAUAUUUUUCGAAAGAUCGAGAGAAGAUAAGAACAUAACCAUUGAAGAAUUAGAAAAAUUCAAUGAAAUUUUAGAUAAAUUUGAUGGAGAAAUAUCAUCAAUAAAAACAUUUUCAACCAAAGAAAGUAUUUUACUCAUUAGAAGAAAUAACAAAACCUUAGGCAUUAAAGAAUUAGAACAUAAUUACGAUGAAAAUGUAUGGAGAACUUUUAGAGAUGAUAAUGCAGUAACACAAGUUUCACCUCUGAAACUAAAUGUUUUUCCAACAAUUCACGAUGAUUACUUAUACGCAUGGGAUUGCGAAAGCUAUAGCGAAAGAGAAUCGCCAUGUCCACUAGUAACAGCUAGAGGCAUUCCACCUCUACCUUUAACUAAUUCAUUCACCGAUGAAUAUUUACAGAAAAAAUGGAAAAGACAAAAACAAAUAAUUGGCAACUCUAAUUAUCUGCAAAAUAUUAAUUUCAUAUGUUCCUAUCAACAUGAAAAAUCUAGUUUGGCGGCAUGGGUUAAUUUAUCUAAUCUACCAAUGAAUUUGAGAAAGAUCACUGAUAACAAUAUUGCAAAAUACACCGAAGAUAAUUGGGAAUCUUUAAGACACGAAUGGGAACCUUAUGCUACAAGAGAUACGUUAUGUCUUGGAGCUUGUUUGAUAAAAUAUAACAAAGUUAUGAAAGAAGUUGUAUUACAGAAUAUUUCCAAUAAUCUAACGGCUCCUUCUUUAUCUUUAAAGGGUUGGUAUUAUUUAUAUCAUUACCAUAAAGAAAUGGUUGAAGAAGAAUGGUAUGAAACUACUACUAAAAUGGUUCCAAAACACACUGAAAAAGAAAAUAUAGAAAAAGUUUACUCACAUACAUUCCCUUUUAUAAGAUAUUUUAUCAGACAAUCCAUUAAAGGAGGAAGAGUUUCUGCUAACAGAAAAUCAUUUGAAACGAACAAAAUUUUUGUUAAAAUGGAUGAAAUUUGUAAUGUAUUAAAGGAAUUUAUUUCACAAAGUGAAACACGAAGUGAUAAUAUAAUUGAUUUAUUUAAAAAAUAUAGUAAAAGUAAAAAAUACAAAACGGAAGUUAAUUCAAAACUUAAAAAAAUAAAAUGUACUAAACUAAUGGCGUUCGACGCUUCCGCCAUGUCAGAUUUAGACAGCGAAUAUCCUAAAGCGGAAAGUGGAAUACCGUUUCUACCAGAAGAAAAUAAAGAAAUUUGUUAA